This is a messenger RNA of Pisolithus orientalis, 929 nucleotides long. Its product is annotated as ribosomal protein S9. Gene Ontology annotation, molecular function: structural constituent of ribosome; RNA binding. NCBI's taxonomy places the organism in Eukaryota, Fungi, Basidiomycota, Agaricomycetes, Boletales, Pisolithaceae. The record is from RefSeq and is a predicted model, not a curated record. Gene Ontology annotation, cellular component: ribosome; cytosolic small ribosomal subunit. The transcript is spliced from 3 exons. The coding region runs from base 238 to 666 and encodes 142 amino acids. Gene Ontology annotation, biological process: maturation of SSU-rRNA from tricistronic rRNA transcript (SSU-rRNA, 5.8S rRNA, LSU-rRNA); translation.
CCCGCCAUCCCGACUCUCUUCAAGGUUUACUGAGGGUAAGUGUGGUCUACGGAAGUGUCCAAGUUGUUUCUUUGAGUUCCUGGAAGGGGAGGCAUGAUGAUUUUGGUUGGAUUUGAUGGGAACGAGCUGGAUGCGUCUGUGUGGACUUGGAUGACCCAUGAAAGCUUCUGGUGACCCAAAACUAAUCUGUCACGAUUCUAGUCGAACUCGCUCGACCAUUUCGUUUUCAUCCGCAAAAUGUCAACCAAAGCUGUCCAGACGUUCGGUAAAAAGAAGACCGCAACUGCGGUAGCCCAUGCUAAGGAGGGCCGUGGACUCAUCCGCAUUAACGGCUCACCCAUCAACCUCGUCCGACCAGAGAUCCUCCGCUUCAAGAUAUAUGAACCUGUUCUUGUUGUUGGCGAGGAGUCUUUCUCACUUCUGGACAUCCGCGUCCGCGUAAAGGGAGGAGGUCACACCUCGCAGAUUUAUGCUAUCCGCCAAGCGAUUGCAAAAGCCGUCGUUGCUUACUACUCCAAAUACGUCGACGCUUACAGCGCGAUGGAGUUGAAGAAGAAGUUGAUCGCGUAUGACCGGACGCUCCUCAUUGCGGAUCCUAGACGGAUGGAACCCAAGAAGUUUGGCGGUCACGGUGCACGCGCUCGCAGACAAAAGAGCUACCGGUGAAGAGUGUUGGAUAUUUUCUUUGCGUUGCUAUGUUACACUGCCACUCUUGUUAUGCCGUACAUACGAUAAAAACCUUUAUGGCUAUGCAUCCUUCUGGAGAAAGGCUUCCUCUGGCUUGGAGCAUGUAAACUGCCGCUACGUUGGCGAGCUGUAUCGAAUUUGAGUUCGGGUUUGACUCGCUACACUACUUGAAUAGCUCAAGUAUUCUACGUCAAAGUAUGCACAGCAUGCAUGAGAAAAACAUGCCCGAGCAUCGAUUGCGG